UAUUAUUCCCAGUCCUAGGGGGUUUCUUUUUUUCUCUCUAGAAUCAGACGUGAGGUGAUUACAUUGACCCACGUUUCUUGAUUAAUUCGUUCAGUGGGACAUCUGAAUUAAUCAGAAGUGUUGCAUUGAUCUCAGAAUUUAACUAUGGAAUCCCAGAAGCCGCCAAAUGCUGAGCCUGCUAAGAGAUCAUCAUCAAUUCCAAAUCGACUCCCAAUGGCAAGACGUGGACUUGGGAGAACCGGCGAAACUAUACAACUUGUAACCAACCAUUUCAAAGUUUCCAUGCACUCCAAUGCUAAUACUGGUGCCCACUUUUACCAAUAUAAUGUAUCUCUGGCUUAUGAAGAUGGGCACCCGGCUGAUGCCAAAGAUAUUGGCAGAAAAGUUAUGGACAAAGUUCAUGAGACUUAUCACACUGAGAUGGCUGGUAUGAGCUUUGCCUAUGAUGGCGAGAAGAGUUUGUUUACAAUUGGCUCUCUUCCAAGCAAAAAGCUCCGAUUCACGGUUGUCUUGGAGGAUGCAUCAUCAAAUAGAAUAUCAACUGCAAGAAACAUUGACAGCCCUGAUGAUGGGAGUGACCGAAAAAGAUCAAGGCGUCCCUACCAUUCCAAAACAUUCAAUGUGGAGAUUAGUUUUGCAGCCAAAUUCCCAAUGGAUUCCAUUGUAAGGGCAUCAUACGGCCAGCCAUCAAAGCACCUCCAGGACGCCGCUCGGGUUUUAGACAUCAUACUAAGGCAGCAUGCAGCAAAGAAGGGCUGCCUUGUUGUUCGACAGUCAUUUUUUGACAAUCUACCUAGGAAUUUCACACCUUUGGGAGGUGGUGUUCUUGGAUGUCGAGGUUUCAAUUCAAGCUUCAGAGCUACUCAAGGGGGUCUAUUCUUGAAUAUGGAUGUCUCUACCACACUGGUCAUACAGCCUGAUCCAGUGAGAGAUUUUCUCGUCUCUAAUCAAAAUGUUAAAGACAUGUAUCACAUUGACUGGAGCAAGGCCAAAAGGAUGCUAAAAAAUCUGAGGGUCAAAACUUUACACUCCAAUGCAGAGUGGAAAAUCAGUGGACUGAGUGAGAACACCUGCAGAAAUCAAACCUUCUUAAUGAAACAAAGAAAUGAAGGGCCGGAUGGGGGUGAAGUCCGAAGUGUUGAAGUAACAGUUUAUGACUAUUUUGUCAAACAUCGAAAAAUAAGUUUACAGUAUUCUGGGGAUUUUCCAUGCAUCAAUGUUGGGAGAUCAAAGCGCCCUGUCUAUAUUCCUCUCGAGCUUUGCACAUUGGUUUCCUUGCAACGCUAUACCAAGCCAUUGUCUACUCAGCAGAGAUCUUCACUUGUGGAGAAAUCACGACAAAAGCCUCAAGAACGGAUGCAAGUCAUAGAACAGGCAUUAAAAAGCAACAAGUAUGAUGCAAACCCAAUGCUCCGUUCUUCUGGAAUUUCAAUUAGUACUCAAUUUACACAAGUUGAAGGCCGUAUCUUGCCGACUCCAAGUUUGAAAUCAGGCAAUGGGCAGGACUUGUCACCUCGAAACGGAAGGUGGAACUUCAACAAUAAGGAACUAGCUCAACCAUCAAAGAUUGACCCUUGGCUUAUUGCAAGCUUCUCAUCUCGCUGUAAUAUGAAAACACUGAUUCAGGAUCUCAUCAAGUGUGCAAAAAUGAAAGGAAUUUCCAUGGGAUAUCCGGCUGAAAUUUUUACAGAGAAUCCUCAAUAUAUGCAACAACCAGCUCCUGUUAGAGUGGACAAGAUGAUUAGCACUAUGAAGUCACAAUUCAGACGUUUGCCCCAGUUUAUUCUUUGUAUUCUUCCACAGAAGAAGAACUGCGACAUCUAUGGUCCAUGGAAACGACAAUGCCUUUCAGGUUGUGGAGUUCCCACACAGUGCAUUGCACCAUCUGCACCAGUAGUGAAUGAUCAAUACCUCACUAAUGUGUUGUUAAAAAUCAAUGCCAAGCUUGGGGGUUUGAAUUCUUUGUUAACUAUGGGAUAUUGUCCAUCCCUUCGUUUGAUUUCAACGAUACCCACUUUAAUCCUUGGAAUGGAUGUGUCCCAUGGCUCUCCUGGCCGGGCUGAUGUGCCGUCUAUUGCCGCGGUGGUAAGUUCUAGGCAUUGGCCAUCGAUUUCUCAAUAUAAAGCUACAGUACGUACACAGUCUCCCAAACUUGAGAUGAUAGAUUCUCUAUUCGAGCCUCUGCAUAAUUCCGAAGAUAGUGGCAUAAUCAGGGGCGCCCUGUUGGACUUCUACAAAACUUCAGCAAAAAGGAAGCCUGAACAGAUAAUCAUUUUCAGGGAUGGAGUCGGUGAAUCGCAAUUCAACCAAGUCUUGAACAUUGAACUGGAACAAAUAAUUGAGGCCUGCAAACUCCUGGAUGAGCAAUGGCAUCCAAAGUUCAUGGUGAUUAUUGCACAGAAGAAUCACCAUACAAGAUUCUUCCAGAAUGGAUCCCCCUCUAAUGUUCCUCCCGGGACGAUCGUGGACAACACAAUAUGUCAUCCAACAAACAAUGAUUUCUAUUUGUGUGCACAUGCUGGGAUGAUUGGGACAAGCCGGCCUACGCAUUACCAUGUAUUGCUGGAUGAGCUUGGCUUUUCAGCAGAUGACUUGCAGCAACUUGUGCAUUCCUUGUGUUACGUAUAUCAGAGGAGCACCACAGCUGUAUCUCUAGUGGCCCCAGUAUGCUAUGCUCACCUGGCUGCAGCCCAAGUUGCCCAGUUUAUCAAGUUUGAGGACUUGCCGGAGCCAUCCUCUGGUCAUGCUGCUGCUCCAGUACCACAGUUGCCCUCCUUCCAUGAGAAGGUCGCUGAUACCAUGUUCUUUUGCUAAGCUUUGAGGCAGAGUUUAUGGAUGUUCUUGGGACUCUUUCUUGUUUUUUCUUUCUUUCGCCCUCUUUUUCCAAAUUCAGUGCUGUGAAGGUCUCCAUAUAUCACAAGUCGUGGCUCAUCUUUAUACUCAGUUUUUUUUUCUUCUUAUUUUGGCAUUCUGAUACAUUUGGAGAAUUCUGUAUACAAUUCGCU
Messenger RNA from Vitis riparia (riverbank grape), 3005 nucleotides. RefSeq names its product protein argonaute 4A-like. Gene Ontology annotation, molecular function: RNA binding; protein binding. Gene Ontology annotation, cellular component: cytoplasm. Gene Ontology annotation, biological process: regulatory ncRNA-mediated post-transcriptional gene silencing. Bases 145 to 2814 code for a protein of 889 amino acids. The record is from RefSeq and is a predicted model, not a curated record. NCBI's taxonomy places the organism in Eukaryota, Viridiplantae, Streptophyta, Magnoliopsida, Vitales, Vitaceae. The transcript has 23 exons.